CCUGGAAAUGAAAAGGACCUAACGUUUGAUUAUUCAAUGAAUUUGUUUAUCAAUAAAAUUUUGUGUUAUCUUUUUUAUUUUAUUUUUAUUUCUUUUUCCUUUUUUUUCUUAUUUACGUUGUGCUAUUGUUUAACUGUAAUGUUACCAAUGUGGCAUAAUUACAAUUUAAUUUGGCUAAAUGAAAGAAUGAGUCGAAUAACUCGUCUACUAAAUUAUAUAUGUUAUAAUAACAUAUAGUACAUAUAUUUUAUGUUAUUAUAAAUAUAUGAAUAAUUAAAUUAUAAACUCUAAUCAAAGACUGACCAUAAGAACUGUUCAUUAUCGCUUUUAAUUGAUUCGUCGAUACUUCAUCUUUUACCUAUUGCUUACAAAAUAAAGAAAAUGAAUGAGACCAAGCUAAUGAUAUCGAUCCUUUUUUCUCGCAGGAUUUUAACGAGAAAUAUCCUUUUUUUUACGAUCACACUCUAUGAUUAAAUCUCUAUUUAUAAUAUAAAUAGUUUCUUUUAUUAUAAUCACAUUUAAAUAUAACUAUAUGUAUAGUUCAGCGAUUGUCAUUGGAAACAUGGAUUUAAAUUGAUUUGAAAGCAGGCAUUAAUGACAAACGAUCAUUUCUCAACGUUUUCGCAAAUUGUUAAGUUCGCUUAAAAAAAGAUUAUUCUUUAUUUUCUUUUCUUACUUUACCUGUUUUAAGGCACAUUCCUUCAAAAAAAGGAAGUUGUUUUUCAACUACGUAAAUUACUUUUCGUAUUUGGGCUCAUUGUUUUCUUUGUUGCAUUUCGUGUUUACGGAAACUUUCACUUCUAAGAGUUCGAGAUAUAUUUGGAUAUAUUUCAUUUUAAAUAGAGAAAAUAUAUAAUACAAAGAAUUUAUAAAAAGAACAGUCGUGCGAAGUUGAGAAAAUAAUAGCUUUCGAUGUGUGAUUGCACAAGAUUAAUAUAGAAGUGGAAGGGGCGAGUUACGUUUCAACUCAAAAAAGUAAAAGACAAAUUCAUGUAUUAUAAAUAAAAAUUUAAUGAAACAAAGCGAUAAUGGACCGAUCGCAGAGUGAUUCUAAAGAAGCAAUGGAAAUAAUUUUCGAAAGAAGUAUUAAGAAGAAUAAUAUCGUAGUAACGGCGGUUUUUAUUAUUUUUUAAUUCCAUUUCCUAUUUUAUCAUGCAAACAUUUCACGGAUUGAAACACGGGAAUUGUUUGCGCAGAAAUGAGAGAAUAUGAGAAGACGCGUUAAGUGAGGGUUCGUAAACGAUACGAGUUUCGAGUUCGGAGUUGGUGGUCGCCGCCGUCGUCCUCGUAUCGAUCGAUCCAUGCCUCCGAUGAGCGUAGUCAAGUACACACUCCCGCACCUGGUGUGCCGCCUGGUUAGUAACGCGCUUCUCCCAACAAACAUGCAGUAUAGCGUAGUAUAUUCAUAUUACGAGUUUUAGUUUAAGUUUACACAUAUAUGUGAAUAUCACAAUAAAGAUUACAACGAGGACAGAAUUAUUUUCUUUCAAGGCCGCGAUGUUAUCGCGGUGAGCGAUCGAUCGACUCUCGCACAACUGGAGCACACGCGAUGUUCUCUCGCGAGCGACCUUCUUUCUCUUAACGAGGCCUCAAAGAGAGAGAGAGAGAGAGAGAGAGAGAGACUUCGCAGAGCUGCAGAGAUGGCCAAGUCCAUCGAGACCGCAAGGAGAAGAUUGAGGAGAUCGCGUAACGUCUCCUCCUUCUUUGAGGAAUCAACGGAGAACGAAGCGAAGACAACGAUGAACGUCGUCGUGGACGUUCACAACUGCAGGAGUGAAAGAUCGUCGGGCCGACGCCGGCAGCCACGAGACAACGAGAACGAUCUCGCGGACAACAAGCGAUCCUCGCAAAGCUCCAAGGCUUCUUCGCGAAGCUUCGUGAGCGAAACAUCUCGAAACGCCGAUCGCAGCAAGCGUGACGACACUGCUGACGACUCAAUGCCCUCGAUGGCGGCGGUGGAGUCGCUGGAGAAACCGCGACGCAGGAAGCAAUGGAGCACGGUAGCGAGCGCGACGAAUGAGACGGAAGUAGAUUCAAGGAGGCCAGCCCGGAAGAGGUGGUCCAAGGACGCCGGGGUGAUCCGAUUGCCCGAGACGACAACCAGCGACGACGCGUCCCCGUUGAUCGAAAACUCAUUACGCAAGACACCGGUACCGGCGCCGCGGACCAGCCUCCUCUACGACAAUCCAGCAUUCGUGUCCGAUAACGAGGACGAGGUGCUCCGGAUCGAGACCGAUCAUAAUCGGGACAGAACCAAGAUCGAAAUGCGGAGGAUGAGCGACCGCUCCUCGAACAUUGUGCAGGAGGCUGCGCUCACCGGCUCCUCGUCGAGAAAGGCUCAGCGGCGGGACAGCGACGAUUGUUCUUCGAAGGCGAGACCUUUGGCAGAUCCUCGAAGGAGUCGGAGGAACAGCAGCAGCAGCAGCAGCAGCCAUCACCGCCACCGCGUCGUCGUCGGACGGCAAGCCGAUUCGUCUGCAGGAGCGGCGAGUCUGGAGAGAAUCAUCACCGAUCGCGCUCGACCGAGCUCACCGAGCUCGCGAGCCUCCGAGGAGCGAGUCUCGAGCAGCCACCGCAGGUCUAAACCUAUUGGAGGAGAGCGGUCCCCGAGGAGGAGAGACCGGUCGUUGUUCGGGAAGAUAGACCCUUCCGGCGACGACCCUUCCCUCGUCAGCGUCGAUUCAUCUGCCGCGAGGGAUGCCGCGAAUUCGCAGAAUUCGGCAGAGGCCGACGACGCGAGGGUCAGAAAAAAGAGAAAGAAGAAGAAACGGAAGCAAGAAAAGGAAGCGAGGAGGCAGAAGGAGGAAGAGGAGGAGGAGGAGGAGGAGGAGAAGAAGGAGGAGGAGAUCAAGUUUAUCUCUGUGACGAUUCAUCGGGCGGACGUGCUGGAGGUCGAUUACUUGAACGUGAGACGACCGAUGGUCCGGGUGCAUAUCGUCGAAGCUCGCACGGGCUCGUACCUGAAGAAGACCAUCACGGAGAACGGUAGCGUGUAUCUUCAACCGAUGAUCACCGGCAAGUUCGACUUCAAGAAGAACAGAUCGAUGAUUCCGGUCUGGGAAGAAGAGCUCAUCUUUGAGCACAAUUUCGACGCGAUCAUGAGAUACGAGGAGGGCGAACAAGUGGUGAUUCUCUUCGAAGUGAUAGAGCUCCUGAGCUUUGCCGACGCGAGCCACAAUUACGACAAAAUUGGUAGCGAGGGAUGUUGGAAAAAAAUUGCCUGGGCGUUUCUCAAACCUGUAGGAAUAAAUAACAUUUUUCAUACUGACAAAAAAGUGCGAUUGCAACUUUAUAAACCCAGGCAAAGCUUUAGAAAGUAUGGGAAACAAAAAUGCGAGGUUUAUACUUGGUGGCAAUCGAACAACAGGGACAGGUAUCCCAGUAGUCUUCUGGUAACAGUGACGUCAGUUUCAUCACCGAAAUUCGAGCCUGUGCUUCAUCAAAAAUUGCCAAUAAACGAUUUUUUUAAUGACGCACAAAACUCGCAAGGUAUUUCGAAAUGUACGUCGGAAUCGAUAGGUCUCCCUAAAUGGGCGCGACUGGCCGCUCAAUCGUGUAAAAUCCCAAACGAGAAGAUGUUCGAAACGGAAGUGAGCGAGAAAGGCUGCUUCUACGUCGCCUUCAGCAACGACGGCAAGUAUCUGGCCUGCGUCCAUUCCGAGGAGUACUAUUACCCGAUUAUCGUUUAUGAGGUCGAAAUCGGCAAGACUCAUGUUCGAUUUCUUGGUCACAAGACUUUCGUGUACUCUCUAAACUGGUCCAGCGACGACCAUUACCUGUUGUCGACGUCCGCGGAUCAAACGGCACGUGUCUGGGAUAUUCACAAUCAAAUCGUGCAGCACAUCGAGAUGCUGCCGCAUCCUUCGUAUGUUUAUUGUGCCAAGUACGGGCCCAACAAUGCGACGAUUGUGGCGACAGGAUGUUACGAUCGAAUAGUUCGCAUCUGGGCGAUCGACAAGAGAUCAGGGAAGCGAGAACUGAGCCAGGAAUUGGAAGGCCACGAAGGUUUCGUCAAUUCUAUGGUCUUUCAAAAAAACGGUAACUUGAUUACCGCCGACAGCAUGGGAUUGAUAAUCCUUUGGACAAUCCGCAAAGAUAAUAAAACACCACCAAAGAUAAUAGGAAGUAUCUUGAAAAAGAUAAAAGUCCGCGAAAUUCAGGGUGUCAUUAUCAACACGAUCGUCUUACAUCCCCUCGAGUCCAGACUCCUCGUGCAUUCGAGAGACAACGGUCUACGAAUGCUGGAUCUCGCAACCGGCGUGGUCUUGCAGAAAUACAAACGGCUGGAUAAUCAAAGAAUACAGUUAAAAGCCUGUAUAUCUCCCUGCGGUGGAUUUGUUAUAUGCGGUAGCGAGGAAUCCGUAUUAAAUAUCUGGAAUUUGGAGACAGGUAAACAAGUAGCCAAAUAUACGAUUGAUGAACAUAGUUCGGUUAGAAUGAUUAUUACCUGCGUGGAUUAUCAUCCCUACGAUCAUGUUUUGGUAUAUUCGAUAUUCGGCAGUUCUACGUCAGUUCGUGUCUUGAGGUACAAUAAAAACGCGAACGGCAGCGACGUUGGCCUGCAUCUUAUGGAAGAUACGUCGCAAAUUCGAGGUAACGAAGUAAUCUUGAAUCCCACGAGUUGUCCUCCAUCUCGACAGAAUAAACCUAGUUGCACAGCAGAAAAGAAAGAAGUACCUCUUCUGUCUUAUCAUCCCACAGUCAAUCAUACGAUAAUACAAAUUGAAAAUAAUGAUUACGAGCGACCAUGGACGAUGCCGCAUCAUUCGAGAGAAAUGGAGCGAAACUGGAGAAAGAAGAGCUGGGAUCGAUUGCACUGCAUUAUCGAGAAGAUAGAUUCGAUAUUGUUCGGAAAUUCAAUGUUUUUCGAUGAUGUUGCUGAAACCAAACAGAGUUCUAGCGCGAAUGAGUACUGUGCAUCCUGGACCAAUGCAUCCAACAACGUCGCACUUCAACGAAACGAUAUUCUCUUAGAAAACCGUACCGCAAACUACAAAAGAUCCCAAGGUUUCCUCGAAAAUGCUCCCUUAAAAAAGUCAAACUCCCGCGAGUCGUCACACGUAAGCUCUCCAGACAGCGCCGGUACUUAUAUCGUGGAAACAUCAAACUUGAGUAAAAACAUUAAGGUUGCUAAAGAGAUAGAUUCCGUUCAAGUGGUUGAAAGCGAUAGUUCCCGGAGCAAUGUUACAUUCCUCAUAGAGAAUGAGCGGUAAUGUAUUAUUUUUGUACUGGUCCCCUUUAGAAUGCAAUUUUCUUUUCUUACAUUUAGUUCCCCAUUAACAUGACGAUGAUUUAUCUUCAAUCAACGCAUCAUACAAAAUUUUACACGAUAUUUUAUAUUUUAAUUACAUAUGUAAAAAGGAAUAAAAUAUACAUGGAAAAAA
This is a messenger RNA of Monomorium pharaonis (pharaoh ant), 5384 nucleotides long. Its product is annotated as jouberin. The transcript is spliced from 7 exons. The coding region runs from base 1641 to 5213 and encodes 1190 amino acids. Gene Ontology annotation, molecular function: protein binding. The record is from RefSeq and is a predicted model, not a curated record. NCBI's taxonomy places the organism in Eukaryota, Metazoa, Arthropoda, Insecta, Hymenoptera, Formicidae. Gene Ontology annotation, biological process: motile cilium assembly. Gene Ontology annotation, cellular component: ciliary basal body.